Molecule: messenger RNA, 946 nt
Organism: Cucurbita pepo subsp. pepo (vegetable marrow)
Lineage: Eukaryota; Viridiplantae; Streptophyta; Magnoliopsida; Cucurbitales; Cucurbitaceae
Biological process (GO): intracellular protein transport; retrograde vesicle-mediated transport, Golgi to endoplasmic reticulum; intra-Golgi vesicle-mediated transport
Cellular component (GO): COPI vesicle coat
Source: RefSeq, a predicted model, not a curated record
CCUUAGAAUAGAACUUAGAAGAAGAGGAAGAAGAAAGAACAAGGAAAAAGAAAAAGUGCGAGAGAGAAUCUGGGAUCGUAAGAUUUGUUUCGAGAAUUCGAAUUAGAAUAUAACUCAUCUCUGAACCAGAUUUCUUCCUUGAGAAACUCCGAUCGAAUCCGAAAGAUCAGGCAUGUUGCUUGCCGUGCUGAUUGCCAACUCCGUCGGCAACAUUCUCGUCGAACGGUUUCACGGAGUUCCGGCAGAGGAGCGAUUGCAUUGGCGAUCCUUUCUAGUGAAGCUGGGAGCUGAUAAUCUCAAAGGUGCAAAAAAUGAAGAGCUCUAUGUUGCUUCGCACAAGUCUGUAUACGUCGUUUACACAGUCCUUGGUGAUGUUGCGGUUUAUGUUGUUGGGAAGGAUGAAUAUGAUGAAUUAGCUUUGGCAGAAGUGAUCUUUGUAAUAACAUCAUUGAUAAAGGAUGCCUGCGGGAAAGCUCCAACCGAGCGAUUGUUUCUUGACAAAUAUGGAAAGAUUUGUUUGUGUCUUGAUGAAAUUGUCUGGAUGGGCAUCUUGGAGAACACAGAGAAAGACAGGAUCAAGAGGCUGGUAAGGUUGAAGCCUCCAAAUGAGUUUUGAUUUAAUGAGACGGUUGCACAUCCUCUCAGUCAUCCACUUCGACGUUACUGCUUCCACGUGGUUAUCUUCCUGCUUUUCAACUCUUUUACCUGCAAGAUCGUUUCAGCUCUGUGUAAUCAUGGUGAUCGUCGGUAUGUUUACUAUACUUCCUAUUCUAUUUUUUUCGGUUUGUAAGUUAGAACACACGAUUCUAAAAGAAUUCAAGGGAUUGUUUGGAUUAAGAUUUUCAUAGAGGGUAGGAAGCUUGCGAAUACAGACUACAUUGGGAUUAUGAUUGGUUUUGAUAUUCGUCUGAAGAAAUGAUACUUCCUAUUAAGAACUUCCUUGAAA